Linum tenue is the source of this 243-nucleotide messenger RNA. The record is from the annotation of a GenBank genome assembly. NCBI's taxonomy places the organism in Eukaryota, Viridiplantae, Streptophyta, Magnoliopsida, Malpighiales, Linaceae.
AUGUUGGAUGCAGCACAGUCGGUUCAAUCUGAGGUAGGCGUGGUUUUCCAGAAUAUACGUCACUAUUUGGAGGGAAUGGGUCAAGGAUCAUGGACGCACUAUUUGCGAUUAGAUAACUAUGCUGCACACAUCAUAGCGCACUCUGAGACUAGAUGGGAUGAACGAGUGGUUUGGCUUGACAGACCUCCAAUUUUUGUCAUUGACCAGCUUGUGAAGGAUAAUGUAAUACUCGUUUAUGAGUAA